AUGACCACAAAGAUUCAACACGCCCUAGAUGAACUCGAUACCAUGUUCGAAAAUACACAUCCAACGCUACCCAAUAUUGAAGAAGAGUUCGCACAGUACUCAAGUACUGCCGAAGAAGGUAUUGGCGAUACUUUCGAAUACCUUGUACUUCUCCAUGCUCGGAUCCAUGGCUUCAAGGCUCACGCCGAGCUUCUUAACACAUCCCACAAGCCCUCCACUACGAACGAACAGUGGCAAAGAUAA
Messenger RNA from Angiostrongylus costaricensis, 243 nucleotides. Lineage: Eukaryota; Metazoa; Nematoda; Chromadorea; Rhabditida; Metastrongylidae. The record is from the annotation of a GenBank genome assembly.